Molecule: messenger RNA, 1269 nt
Organism: Telopea speciosissima
Lineage: Eukaryota; Viridiplantae; Streptophyta; Magnoliopsida; Proteales; Proteaceae
Product: WAT1-related protein At5g07050-like
Exons: 6
Coding region: 7-1218 (403 amino acids)
Cellular component (GO): plasma membrane
Molecular function (GO): transmembrane transporter activity
Source: RefSeq, a predicted model, not a curated record
AAAAAAAUGGCAGAAAUCCAAGGAUGCUUUAGCAACUUCAUAGAUAGAUGCAAGCCUUACAUAGCUAUGAUUUCUCUUCAAUUUGGUUAUGCUGGAAUGAAUAUCAUCACUAAAGUUUCCCUCAAUAGAGGUAUGAGUCAUUAUGUUCUUGUUGUCUAUCGACAUGCCUUUGCAACUGCUGUCAUAGCUCCAUUUGCUAUCAUUCUUGAGAGGAAAAUUCGUCCAAAGAUGACAUUCAAAAUUUUCAUUCAACUUUUUGUUCUGGGUCUUCUUGGACCGGUGAUUGAUCAAAACUUCUACUAUGCUGGGUUGAAAUACACAUCCCCUACCUUCUCUUGUGCAAUGAGUAACAUGUUACCUGCUAUGACAUUUGUUAUGGCAGUUCUCUUCAGGAUGGAGAAAUUAGAUUUGAAGAAAGUGAGGUGCCAAGCUAAGUUGGUGGGAACUGUAGUAACAGUAAUGGGAGCAAUGUUGAUGACCUUGUACAAAGGACCUAUUUUGGAGAUGGUUUGGACACAUAGUGCUCACAAAUCAAAUGCACCAGAUACAACUGGAAACUCUGACAAGGAUUGGGUUAAGGGCUCUAUUUUCCUUAUCAUUGCUACCUUUGCUUGGGCUUCUCUAUUCAUUCUUCAGGCAAUUACAAUGAGGGCAUACUCAGCUCAGCUUUCUCUCACAGCUAUGGUUGUCUUUUUGGGUACCCUUCAAUCUAUUGCAGUUACCUUUGUAAUGGAACACUCAACCUCUGUUUGGUCCAUUGGCUGGGACAUGAACCUCCUUGCUGCUGCCUAUGCUGGAAUUGUUUCUUCAAGCAUUGCUUACUAUGUACAAGGACUAGUGAUGCAAAAGAGAGGACCUGUCUUUGUGACUGCUUUCAGCCCUCUGAUGAUGAUCAUUGUGGCCAUCAUGGGUUCUUUCAUUCUUGCUGAAAAGAUCUACUUGGGAGGUGUUCUUGGUGCUAUCUUGAUUGUUGCUGGUCUCUACUCAGUUCUGUGGGGGAAGUACAAAGAAUAUAAGGAGAAGGAUGCUGCAGAGGCAAUACCAGAACCCAUUAAAGGUGUUGUUGAUGAGAAUGGUGGGACCUUAACUAUGAUUGAAGACAUUGAUGAUCAGAAUGAUAUUGAGAUGCAGAAAGCUGCAGCUAAGCUUAAGGGAAAUGUCAACAUCUCCACCUCAGAACCAACUAUGAUCAGAGCUAACCAAGCUCCAAAGCCCUAAAUAUUUCAGCCAGAGAUGAGAGAAGCUUAUAAACCUACUUACACAGAGAGA